Messenger RNA from Colletotrichum acutatum, 1143 nucleotides. RefSeq lists its product as uncharacterized. NCBI's taxonomy places the organism in Eukaryota, Fungi, Ascomycota, Sordariomycetes, Glomerellales, Glomerellaceae. The coding region runs from base 1 to 1143 and encodes 380 amino acids. The record is from RefSeq and is a predicted model, not a curated record. Gene Ontology annotation, molecular function: FMN binding; oxidoreductase activity. The transcript has 5 exons.
AUGAGUCCCCUUUUGGUGCUCAUAUGUAUGCUAGGCCGUGCGGUGGCCAGUAGACCAUUUCUCGAUGCCCCUGAUACCGGUAUCGAGAAGGGACUCCAGAUUCCUUCGAAUGGAUCUCUCCCGUCUCUCGACCGUUUGUUUGGAAUGAACGACUUCAAUUACGUCGCCGAAAAGCUCAUGAAUCCUAUGAUUUAUGCUUCCAUUCGUGCAGGAGCUGCGAGCGAAUGGUCCUACAGGAACAAUCUUGAGUCUUUCGAGAAGCUUCGCUUCCGGCCACGUGUCAUGGUCAACGCCACCAAAAUCGAUGCCAGCAUGAAAACAUCCAUUCUCGGUGACCAAUUCGAUGCCCCAUUCUUCAUCAGCCCGUUUGCCAAUGCAGGCUUCGCGAAUGAAGAAGCUGAGGCGGCUCUCGUCAGAGGUGCAGGAGAUCACGGUAUUCUCUACAUUGCAUCACAAGCUUCCACACUAUCAAUGGAAUCGAUCGUUGCUUCCAAGCAAGAACCAAAGCAGGUUCUAUGGCAGCAAAUCCUUCUUGACAGCGACACGGACGUAUUGCCAGUUGAUCUUUUCAAGCAGAUCGAGAACAACAACAUGACUGCUAUCGUUCUGACUGUCGACUCUACUGCGGACCGUACGACAUAUCGGUCAAGGCGAUCCAUACCAGACCCAACCCUUGAACGUGACCCACGCUACAUCUUUCUUUCCUGGGAAUUCUACAACCAGCUUCAGGCGUUGACCUCACUACCAAUCAUCCCCAAAGGUAUACAGACAGUUGAAGAUGCUCGCAAAGCCAUAGAAUACGGUGCUCCAGCCAUCUUUAUCUCAAACCACGGAGGUCGAUCCUUAGAUGGCGCGCCAUCUGCACUCGAGGUGGCAUGGGAGAUUUACAAGAAAGAUCCAAAUAUCUUUAACGAAAUCGAAGUUUACGCUGAUGGAGGUAUCCGAUAUGGAAGCGAUGUCCUUAAGCUUCUUGCACUCGGCGUUCGGGCUGUUGGUAUGGGCCGCCCGUUCAUGUAUGCUAACUUCUACGGCCAUAAGGGUAUCUCGCGAGCUAUAUCCUUGAUGAAGAAGGAGAUCACGGCGGCUGGGGCAAACCUAGGUCUUCAGGACUUGAAAGACAUCGAUGCGACAUAUGUAAGCUAA